UCCAAGUGAAACAAAUACAACGGACGUAAACAAGCGCCUAACAACAUUCGAGUUGUUUAAUUGCGACCAUAUUUUUUUUUACACUGACUGCAUGUUUUAUCAACUAAAACUAUUAGAUUAUUUUUUGGCCGUUUGUAGUUUUUUAUUGAUGUUUUCCCGAGCAGGAUGUCUAUCUCGAGCAGCGUGGACCGGUUGCCGAAGAAUGGGGAAUUUUACGUCAUCCAUUACAGGAAGAUCAUCCAGUACUGCCUGUGUGCAAUAUGUUAAUGAAGUGGUGUCACAGAACUGUGUUGUGAUAUUUUCCAAGACCACGUGUCCAUACUGCAAAAUGGCCAAAAAUGUGUUCAAUGAAAUAGGUGCCACUUACAAAGUUAUUGAACUUGAUGAACACGAUGAAGGGAGGAGACUACAAGAGGCCUUAGCCCAGGUGACUGGUGCUAGAACGGUGCCAAGAGUCUUCAUUAAUGGAAGCUGUAUUGGGGGUGGCUCCGAUACCAAACAGCUCCAUCAGCAGGGCAAGUUAGUGCCCCUUAUCAAACAGUGUGCUCCCUGCUGUGCUGCAAGCAACUCUGAAGGCUCAGGCAGUGGACAGUUUGCAAAAUGACUAACCGUUUUGCUUUCUUUCAAGCAUGUAUUUAUUGAAUGUUUCCUCUGAAUUGUGUAUGACUUGAACACAGUUGUUUUUAUUUAUCAAAGUGCACUGAAUACUUGAUGCAUGACACACAUGUUUAUCCCACAAUUUACAGCAUUCACAUGAUGUGCUUCAACGUGUGUAUGGUUUGAACACAGUUGUUUUUAUUUAUCAAAAUACACAUGAUGUAAAAAUGAUCUAAUUAAAUUUCCAUUGG
Molecule: messenger RNA, 848 nt
Organism: Dunckerocampus dactyliophorus (ringed pipefish)
Lineage: Eukaryota; Metazoa; Chordata; Actinopteri; Syngnathiformes; Syngnathidae
Gene: glrx2
Product: glutaredoxin 2
Exons: 4
Coding region: 92-604 (170 amino acids)
Source: RefSeq, a predicted model, not a curated record